Messenger RNA from Ipomoea nil (Japanese morning glory), 735 nucleotides. RefSeq lists its product as uncharacterized. Bases 1 to 735 code for a protein of 244 amino acids. Gene Ontology annotation, molecular function: DNA helicase activity. Gene Ontology annotation, biological process: telomere maintenance; DNA repair. The transcript has 2 exons. Lineage: Eukaryota; Viridiplantae; Streptophyta; Magnoliopsida; Solanales; Convolvulaceae. The record is from RefSeq and is a predicted model, not a curated record.
AUGACGCAUAAACACUAUUUUGAGGCUUCGGACAAAAUCAUGAGGGAUCUAUUGAGGUUCGCCUUACCGGGUAGUGCUGAAAAGACUUUUGGUGGAAAGACAAUAGUUUUGGGCGGCGAUUUUAAACAGAUCCUACCUGUUAUUUCGAAAGCAACAAGACCAGUAGUUGUCGGAGCAAAUAUUAGUUCUUCAUACCUGUGGACAAAUUGCAAGGUAUUAAGGCUCACCAAGAACUUGAGAUUACAGACCUUAGCUUCAAAGGAAGAUAGACAGACGGUUGAUUGGUUUUCAAAAUGGAUUGCAGACAUCGGAGAUGGGAUUACAAGGGUUGUAAAUAGAAGUUCAUUUGAGAUCGAUAUUUCGGCACAGUUUUUGUUGAAGUGUGAACACAAUCCCAUAACAACUAUAGUGGAAAGCACAUUCCCAAGCUCAGGAUAUGGCAUGUUUGAUGAGUCACAACUAGAAAUUCGAGCGAUCCUCUCGCUGACUUUAGAUGCCGUUGAUCAAAUUAAUCGGUACAUAUGCGACAUGAAUACUGCAAAAGGACGAAUAUAUUUAAGUUGUGACUCUUUGUGUAAGGCGGAAUCAGACAGUGUAUUAGAUCUAUACAUCAGCGUCAAUGUAUCAAAUAUUUUUCCUAAAGUUAAUACCGAUGACUGCAUUGCAAAGGCAGGAAGCGGAGGCCUUACUAGAAAUAUGGGCGAUCAUGCAUGGAUUAAGCCUGGCUUGGGAUAA